Molecule: messenger RNA, 1025 nt
Organism: Jaminaea rosea
Lineage: Eukaryota; Fungi; Basidiomycota; Exobasidiomycetes; Microstromatales
Product: putative thioredoxin peroxidase
Exons: 7
Coding region: 366-1025 (219 amino acids)
Biological process (GO): cell redox homeostasis; cellular oxidant detoxification
Cellular component (GO): mitochondrion; cytosol
Molecular function (GO): peroxiredoxin activity
Source: RefSeq, a predicted model, not a curated record
CAUCCAUGGCGGCGAUGGCGUGCAUCUCGCCGUUGCCUCAGCCUCAGCCCAGUUGAGAUGCCCUGCUUCAGCAGCAGACCAGUCAGCCAAUCGGGCUGACCAGACUCCUCCACGCGGAAGAAAGGUCAGCCCGUCGUCGAUUCCCGGCGGCGCACGGACUCUUGCGGGCGAAAGCCAAGAAGGCGCAACCGAUACGGCCUCGCUCGAAUCGGUGUGUUUCUUCUUCUUGUCGCCACCACCACUACAAUCAAGGAUCACUCGCUACUCUUUCGCUGAGACGAUAGAGCUUAUCGCAGCCGCAUUCUAUCUGCCCCAUUGAAAAUCAACCUCGAACAAUAGCCCGCCAAACAUACGCAGCGCCCAUCAUGCCUUCCCUUCGCCUUGGCAGCAUCGCCCCCAACUUCCAGGCCGAGACGACGCUCGGCAGCAUUGACUUCCACCAGUGGCUGGACAACAGCUGGGCAAUUCUCUUCAGCCAUCCCGACGACUUCACUCCCGUGUGCACCACGGAGCUGGGCGAGGUCUCCAAGCUCGCUCCUGAGUUCCAGAAGCGCAAUGUCAAGGUCAUUGGUCUCUCCGCCAACGACAUCAACUCGCACGACAAGUGGAUCAAGGACAUCAACGAGCUGAGUAAGACGACGCUCAAGUUCCCCAUCAUCGGUGACAAGGACCGCAAGGUCGCCACCGAGUACGACAUGCUCGACGCCCUUGACCCCACCAACGUCGAUGCAAAGGGCAUUCCUUUCACCGUUCGCACCGUUUUUGUCAUCGAUCCCAAGCGCGUCAUUCGCCUCAAGAUUGAGUACCCUGCCUCUACGGGCCGUCACUUCACCGAGAUCCUCCGUGUGAUUGACUCGCUUCAAAUCGGCGACAAGUACCGUGUUACCACGCCCGUCAACUGGCAGAAGGGGGAGAAGGUCAUCAUUCACCCCUCUGUCCAGGGUGAGGAGGUCGCCAAGCUCUUCCCUGAGCACGAGGUCGUCAAGCCUUACCUCCGCUUCGCACCUUACCCCGGAGAGGCUUAG